GCCAAGGUCAGUGUCACUGUUGGAGACUGAAACAAUGUGGCUGCAGGAAAUGCCAAGCUAGGCCUGGAGCCCACAAGGAGCAAUGGGUCACACGAUUUGUCUUCAUGGUACAGCACUCGAUAACCCUUCAAUGCUCUAAAGGGUAUCUGUGUAGAACCCACCGCUGGGGGUGCCAUAGCAGGUAAAGCCUCCACCUGCAGCGCCGGCACCCGAUAUGGGUGCUGGUUGGAGACCCAGCUGUGCCACUUCAAUCCAGCUCCCUGCUGAUGCACCUGGGAAAGCAGCGGAAGAUGACCCAAGUGCUUUGGCCCCGGCCACUCAAGUAGGAGCCCCGGAUGGAGCUCCAUGGCUCCUGGUUUCAGCCUGGCCCAGAAUCUGCUGUGGCAGUCACGUGAGGAGUGAACCAGUGCACGAAAGAUGCCUCUGCCUCCUCCCUCUGAUUCACUGCCCCAAAUGCCAACAAUGGACACUGGAAUGCAGAUCUGGAGCAAAUCUGAAAAAUAUCGGCGUGGAGGGAGAGGCGCUCCGCUAGAGGGAUCAGCUUGGGGGUGUGUCACAGACACAGGGCACGCAAUUGCCAGGCUGGAGGGUGACCGAGAGGCCAGGAGGAGGGGACACAGCAGGUGUUGUAGUGGCCAUGCCUACUGCUGACCCUGCCGCAUCUUUCCUGGUAGAACUUGUGGAGGGUCGUGGACUCCCAUGCCCCCUCCCCACUCGGAUCCAGGCACAGAUGUGUGAUGAGGUUCAAGAAGGUGAAGAUUCCAGUGGCCACCCGAAGGGAAACAGGGCAAAAGAUGGCAUGUGCCUGGCACUGGCACCCAUCCUGCGAGGGCACCAGGCGGGGCUGGGCCGGGAGCGUUCCGGGCGUCUGCCCCCGCGCGCGCAAGGCCGGCCGGCAGCGGCGGGCAGGGGAUUAGUGCGCUCCGGGACGGACGGCGCGGCGGGAUUAGCCCGCGUGGACGCGGCGCCCGGUCCGGGGAUUAGAUCCGCGCUCCCUCCCCGACGUAUAUAUUUCCGCGGCGGUGGCCACGGGGCGGGCGGGCCGAGCCGGGCAUGGCGGCGGCGGCGGCGGCAGCGGCGAGCCGCGGGGGCCCAGGGCGGCCCUGCCCUUUCUCCAUCGAGCACAUCCUCUCCAGCCUGCCCGAGCGCGCAUCCCCGGCCCGGGCCGCCCGCCCGCCGCCCGCCGCCGGCCGCCAGAGCCCCGCGGAGCCGGGAGAGCCCGGGGCGCCCGAGGUUGCGCCCUGCGCCUGCUGCUGCUGCUGCGGGCCCCGCGCCGCGCCCCGCAGGUCCCCGGAGGCGGGCCCCGGGCUGGGUGCCCGGCUGCCCUGGCCGCUGAGGCUGAGCCCCGCGGCGCCUCUGCCCUUGGCCGCGCCGGUCGGAGGCUCCGGGGCGCUGUCCGUGGCGGGCGGCCCGGGCCCGCAGCGGCGCACGCGGCGCCACCGCACCAUCUUCAGCGAAGAGCAGUUGCAGGCGCUGGAGGCGCUCUUCGUGCAGAACCAGUACCCCGACGUGGGCACCCGCGAGCGCCUGGCCGGCCGCAUCCGCCUGCGCGAGGAGCGCGUGGAGGUCUGGUUCAAGAACCGCAGAGCCAAGUGGCGACACCAAAAGCGCGCGUCGGCGUCGGCGAGGCUCGGAGACAAGAAACCCCCCAAGGAGAGCUGCUGAGGCCGCCGAGGCGGGUGGGGUGGGGUGGGAGGAGCUGCGCCUGGCCCGGAGACGAGACUGCCAGACUUGGCGUGCUGGGAGACAGCGCCGGCCCCUGCUGCGACUCCGCGGCCACCCUGCUGAGGCGCAGGGUGCUGUGCCCGCACCGAGCGCGGGGCGCCGAUGGCACGGUCGUUGGAGAGGGCCGUGGAGGUGGGGCGGGUCCGCUACCUCCUCACAGUCCCACCCCACAAGACAUUCACUCCAGCCUGGGACAGAACCACCGCCCACCCCACCCCUACACCCAGAUUCUCCCCAGUGGCACCCGCACCCCUGCUGGCCUCGCCUUACUGUGGCCCCUCCUAUCACAGUCCACACUUGGUCUGGGGGCGCAGACCUGUAGAAUGGAGACUUCAGGGACCUUGCUUUCUCCCUAAUCUUGGCGCCUCCUGCUGAUACCGAGCGAUAAGCCAGCAGCUACAACAGCAGGACCAGAAUCAGUCCAGAGCCCAAAUCUCUGUGCCUGAACAGAGAGCUCCCGGGACGGUGACCGGGCACCCUCGGGGAUCUCCCUGCGCUGGCUUCCAAGUGCUGCUUCUUGGGUGGAGGUCCUCGGUGCCUCCACCUGGGGAAUUUCAUGCUGGGGGGGGGUAGGGAGAAGUGAUCUGCCUCCCUCCUUGGAUGGGGCAGGAGGAGGGUGGGUUGGGGAGACUGCUCCCCACUUCCUGGACAAACGCCUCCUCCUUCUGUUCUUCCACCAUCCUGAACCACAGGGUGAUGGACAGCGUGCCAACAAGGCUUCUAGAAGUUCCUAGAAGCCCUUCCCCUAGCUUCAGCAUCCUGUUCCUGUCUCUUCCCGUGGUCCUGGGGGUGCGCGGGGUGGGGGUGGGGGAGUGGCGGUACCUGCAGGGACACAGUGCAGCCAUCCAAACUAGGACAGCAGUAGGGGUUGGACAAGCCAAGCCUGGCCAGCGGCUCUGGUGUCCCUGGCCAGAGCUGCCCUAACCCUGCCAGAUGCCUGCAGGACAGGUAGCUCCUCUGUCCACUCCCUCCCGUGCCCACGCCUCCCCCGGUUGUCACAAGGCUCUACUCUUGUCCUUGGAAACUUGAGUUGGCUUAUCUGUGGAUGUGACUGUGGCCCGGUCAGCUCCCCUGCAGGCUGGGACAGCACCCCUCCCCCCUUCCAGGCUCCUUUAUGUUGGAAUCGGUGCCCAGAUGCGAUGCUGGCGCUACAGGCCGGGGCUUUAACCUGCUGAACCACAGCGCUGGUCCCAGCAGGGAAAUUUUUGACCCCUAAAUCAGUCUUCCUUCUGUGCAGCUCCAAUGACCCCCACCUCUUUCCUUGACCAUUGCAACUGUGUCCAGUCGUGCCCACCUGCACCCCUGGCUCCCCUUUUCCUGCAGAAUAAAGACAGAACUCCUCACGGGGACCCAAGAGGCCCUGCGGCAGCCUGGCCCUGUGUCUGUUUUCCCCUCGCGGUCCACUGCACUCUGCAUAUCCAGAGGUGUCCUUGGGGACCUGCUGGGCCACUGUGUCUGUGCACAAGCUCUUCCAGCCCUUGGUCGCUCACGCCUGUACAUUCAUUCUUUGGAUCUACAGCCAGCUGCUGUUUCCCUCGGGGACGUUCCCCGCCAGGGCACUGCUCCCCAAGUUCAAACUCUUCCUGAGCCACUUUUUUUUUUUUUUUAAACCCUGUGUUAGGUAGCAAUCCAGAAAGAAUUGUCCUGGAGUGCUUUUCUUGCAUAAAGUCUGCAAUGCGCACCUAACCAAGUUUUCUGAAGCCUAUGUUUUUGUUCAUGACGAUGAAGCGUACAUUUGUUUGUGGUCUGUGAUCAAUUCCGAUUCCUCCGUGCUGAAAUUUCACAGCGCCCCCGCGUGCUCACAGCCCAGACGCGCGCGAACGCCACGGGACAUGUC
Messenger RNA from Oryctolagus cuniculus (rabbit), 3562 nucleotides. RefSeq names its product goosecoid homeobox 2 (gene GSC2). Gene Ontology annotation, molecular function: DNA-binding transcription factor activity, RNA polymerase II-specific; RNA polymerase II cis-regulatory region sequence-specific DNA binding. Gene Ontology annotation, cellular component: nucleus. The record is from RefSeq and is a predicted model, not a curated record. Gene Ontology annotation, biological process: regulation of transcription by RNA polymerase II. Lineage: Eukaryota; Metazoa; Chordata; Mammalia; Lagomorpha; Leporidae.